Molecule: messenger RNA, 1610 nt
Organism: Erigeron canadensis
Lineage: Eukaryota; Viridiplantae; Streptophyta; Magnoliopsida; Asterales; Asteraceae
Product: zinc finger BED domain-containing protein RICESLEEPER 2-like
Exons: 4
Coding region: 956-1414 (152 amino acids)
Source: RefSeq, a predicted model, not a curated record
UCUAGGGAAAAAUCUUCAGAGCAGAUUCUUUCACCGAUUGAGUUCUCUUCUUCAAUUUAUGUCACUUCAAGAUUACAAUAUAUAUAUAGUUUAUAUAUACCUUGAUUAUGUCACUUCAAAAUCAUAUAUCACUUUCAAUACUCUGCAUCAAAAUCCUCUCUUGUUCAAGAUACAGAUCUGCUUCAGAUGGAAGCAAUGGAUAACCAAAAUAUUGAUGAACACUGGUGAAGGACACGUUGAUGAGAAGAAAGGAAAUCAUGGUCCGAGGUCAUGGGUGUGGAAACAUUUUGAUUAUGAAAAGGGGGCGAUUCAAGUGCAAUGUCCAUAUUGUAAGCAUGUUCUUGCUGCUAAUUCAAAAAAAAAAUGGUACAGGUUCCUUGAUAAAUCAUUUGAAAAAUGUAUGCAAAACAUCACCGGUUUACAAAAAAGAAGAUUUAAAGAAGCAAGCUACUUUGAAGUUCAAACCUGGAGCAGGUUUGGUUAAUCACUCUUUUAGCCAAGAAAAAUGCAGAGAGUUGGUAGCCCGCAUGUGUAUCAAAGAUAAUCAGCCAUUUAGCAUUGUUGAUGAUAAGGGGUUUAGGGAGUACACGUGGGGAUUGAAUCCCAGCUUCAAAAUUCCGUCUAGGUGGACGGUUGCUAAAGAUUGUAUUUCUAUAUACAAAGAAGAGGCCAACAAACUCAAAGAUCUUUUGAAAGACCAAACCGUGUCUCUUACUACAGACACUUGGACUUCAGUCCAAAACUAUAACUAUAUGUGUCUUACAGCUCAUUGGAUCGAUGAUAGUUGGGUGCUAAGAAAGAAGAUACUUAACUUUUGCCAAAUACCAAAUCAUAAAGGCAGCACAAUUGGAAAGGUAGUUUAUAGUUGCUUAAGAAAAUGGGGUAUCAAUCGAGUUUUGACAGUUACCGUCGAUAAUGCUUUAUCAAACGAUGGGGCUAUUAAUAUUUAGCUACCAUGCUCAAAGGGCCUCAUGCUAUCUUAGAUUGCAAAUAUUUGCAUUUAAGAUGUUGUGCACAUAUAAUAAAUCUUGUUGUGAGGGAUGGUUUAGAUGAACAGUUUCAGUCUAUUGCUAGGAUUCGUAAUGCAGUGAGGUAUGUAAGAUCUUCUUGUACUAGAUAUGACAACUUCACAGAAUGUGUUCAAAAGUUGGAAAUUUCUUGUAAGAGAAAACCAUGCCUUGAUGUUGAGACAAGAUGGAACUCUACCUAUCAUAUGUUGGAAAUAGCCGAGAAGUAUGAGGUUGCGUUUAAUAGGCUUUCAUCCGUUGAUUUCAAUUAUCGAUCUUACUUUCGAGGUAGUGUCGAGGAUGAUGGUGAGGAAAGUACUAGAAAAAGGAAGAGGGGUGACCGAGUUGCAGGGGCACCUAAAGUAGAGGAUUGGGAAACUGCUCGGUUAGUUGAUGAACCGGAUUGAAUUUUUGAACUUCUGAGUUGAUGAACCUGAUCGUCCUCAGCCGGCCAGCCUAUCAUUUUAUCUAUUUAUAUAUCUGUUAUUCUAUUUUUCGUUAUUGGCAUUGUAGUUUCUGUAAACCUUGACUUUUGUGGACCUCUUUGAUGGAUUUUGAUGUGUUUUUUUUAAAACUGAUAAUGAAUGAAUUGUUAUUGAAGUA